UUACUUCUAAAUAUAGUCUUAACCUUUGUUCUUUCUUUCUCUCUUCCGAAACUUUUUCUGUGCCACGUUCCAUUCAUAUUUGGUUUUCUCAAGGGUAUUCUAGUAAAAACAGUUACUGUGUGAAACACACAACAAAUCUGAAAGCUGGAAUUAUCACUCUGUUCACUCCUUAUUGGCUGCACCUCCACAGCAACAAAAUCCAAUGCUAUUUUAUAUUCAAUCCUUUUCUCUCUUGAACCUUCCUAUAGAGGUUUCUUCACUUUCAUUUCUACACCUCCACUCUCUUCACUACACGCUACAUUAAAUCCACACCCCCCAACACAACAACAAAAAAUUGUUGAAGUAGAGGAAUUGUUGAAGAAGAAGAAGAAGAAAAGAAUGGAAUCAGAUCUUCAGCAGCAUCCAACUAUGUUUCUAGAUCAUCAAAAUCAUCAUCAUCAACAACAAAUGAAUUCAGGGUUAACACGGUUUAAAUCAGCUCCAAGUUCAUAUUUUUCGAAUAUCAUUGAUAAAGAGUUUUAUGAGCAUCUUUUCAAUAGACCUUCAAGUCCUGAAACAGAAAGAGUUUUUGCAAGGUUUAUGAAUAGUCUUAGUGGAAGUGGUGGUAGUGGUGGUGGUGGUGGUGGUGAUGCUGAAAGUGUUUCUGUUACAGCUUCUAUAGCUCCUAUAACUGAUUCAGUAGUUGAUUCAUUGACUCAGCAGCUUCCUAUAGUGAAGGAAGAGAUUGAUCAACAAUCUCAAACUAUGCAAACAAUGAAUAAUAAUAAUAAUAAUAAUAAUAAUGAAGCUGUGGAUCUUCCACAGCUUCAAAGACAACAAAGUAAUAAUAUGAGUAAUUAUGGUUCUUCUGCUGCUCCUCAGAGUUUUUACCAUAAUUCAGGAAGACCACCUUUGCCGAAUCAAAUGAAGACCGGUCGGUCUAAUCUUAUUAGACAUGGUAGUUCACCUGCUGGAUUGUUUUCAAACAUUAACAUUGAUACUGGUUUUGCUGCUAUGAGAGGAAUAGGAACUAUGGGAGCUGCUAAUAGCACUAGCAAAGAAGCAAAUUUUUCUUCUUCUGUGGUACGGUUAAAGAAUGCUCCAAACUAUGCCUCAGCGUUAGGAGCUGAAAUUGGGAGUAAUAGCAUUCCACAAAACAAUCUUGAACCUGAAGGUUUUGCUGAAACCCGGGGUAACGAUUUUAUCCCAGGUUUCCCUCUAGGUACUACAUGGGAGGAUACUGCGAUGAUAUCUGACAAUAUUACUGGCCUGAAAAGAUACAGAGAUGAUGAUGAUGUAAAACCAUUUCCUCCAGGUUUAAAUCCAGCUGAAACUAAGAAUGAAACAGGAGGCCAGACUACUUCUGCUCCUUUGGCUCAUCAGAUGAGUAUGCCAAAUACUACGGCCGAAUUGGCAGCCAUUGAGAAGUUUUUGCAGUUCUCAGAUUCUGUUCCGUGCAAAAUUCGUGCUAAACGUGGCUGUGCCACUCACCCAAGAAGCAUUGCAGAAAGGGUUAGAAGAACUAAAAUAAGCGAGCGAAUGAGGAAACUACAGGAUCUUGUGCCAAACAUGGAUAAGCAAACAAACACAUCAGACAUGUUGGACUUGGCUGUUGAGUACAUUAAAGACCUACAAAACCAAGUUGAGACUCUUUCAGACAAUCGGGCUAAGUGCACGUGUUCACACAAGCAACAACAAUAAGGGAAAAGAAUUAAAGGAUGAUGAUAAGAGAGUCAGAGUUUUUUGUACAGAUUUUGUUGUAAUAAUAUGGUCUAGAAAUUAGAGCAGCUUAAUUUUCAGAUAUAAUAAUAUUUAUGAUGUUGUCACUUUUUCUAUGGUUGUUUGGGAAUGGUGGGGAAUGAGAUCAUAAAAGUUGACUUUUAUUAUAAGAUCAUAUAAUUUGAUGAUGAUGAUGUAUGUCACAUGUCACAUAUGCAAAGCAUUGUGUACAAAAAUAUGAUGAAGCAAGUUUAUUAUGUUGCCUUUACACUUUAGGGCCCCCAUUUUGAGGGAAUGGAGGAUUUUGCAUUUUCA
Medicago truncatula (barrel medic) is the source of this 2013-nucleotide messenger RNA. Its product is annotated as transcription factor bHLH122. NCBI's taxonomy places the organism in Eukaryota, Viridiplantae, Streptophyta, Magnoliopsida, Fabales, Fabaceae. The record is from RefSeq and is a predicted model, not a curated record. The transcript has 7 exons. Gene Ontology annotation, biological process: regulation of transcription by RNA polymerase II. Gene Ontology annotation, molecular function: DNA-binding transcription factor activity, RNA polymerase II-specific; RNA polymerase II cis-regulatory region sequence-specific DNA binding; protein dimerization activity. The coding region runs from base 379 to 1680 and encodes 433 amino acids. Gene Ontology annotation, cellular component: nucleus.